GCAACAGCUGCAGAAGUAGCUAAUCAAUUGAAAAAUGACAAACAGUAUGUGGGCAGUGAUAUAAACAAAGGAUGAAAAGCAUUUAGCUUUAAGCCAUACUCUGGAGACCAAGGAGCAAGAAAGAACACUGAAAUUCUACAGGAGAGACCUGAAAUAAUGACAUCAGUAAAUAAAAAUUAAACCAUGUCAAUAAAGAGAGCAUGUUUAAAUGGGUUAGAGAUGGGAAUAGAGGUUGUAUGUGCUUAGAAAUGGGAGGAGACAGAACAAGACCCAAGAUGCUUGAAAAGAGCCACAGCUAAAUCCUAUCCUGGGCAAGAAACCAAAGAACGGCUGUUCCUUUCAUCAAAGAGAAGGUACCAUCACCAUUGAUUCAAAGUUUGGUUAUCUAUCAAGGGAAUAAAGUGGGUGCUAAAGACAGGGGCAGGCAUAGGGGUGUAAUGAAGGAAAGGAGACAAUAGAAAGUGUGGAAAUAAUUCCCUUACCUGGUCCUGGGAAGGAGAUAAACCAGCAACUGGGGGGAAAAAUUAGUUAUAAGUGAAGAAGAAAGAAUUAGAUAAGACUCCAGCUCUGGCAAUACGGCUGAUUAGAUGGCCAGGAAACCCUCUUGUUACAAAAAACCUAGAUUGCACAGAGAAAAAAAAAACUUUUUAAUCUUUAUUGUAUUCCUGAGAUUACAGGGAAUUCCUGAGGGCCAGAAGAAUAAAAAAGAAAACUGAGCUGAAAAGAAAGGUUGAAGAGCCUGUAAAUGGGAAAGACAGGUAAACCUUAGGUUGAAACCAAUUUCAUUUCUAAUACUGUUACCGGAAUUGAGAAAAAAAAGUCUUAGGCCAAAAAAGAAAGAAUGAAAUACUGAACCUAAGACUCAGAUUAAACCAGAGAAACUGGAAGAAGGUGCUAGUGCUCCAGGUCAGAGUCAUCUGGCGUUCAGCAGAGCAAACAUAUAUCCUUUCUGGACAAGACCUCCUUAACGUAGGACCACAGACUGUAACUACCAAAUACAAGAUCACAGUCACAGAUCAACAAAUAUAUAAAGAAACAAACCAGCAUUAAUAGCAGAAGCAGGAAACAUCAGAUUUAGACCUCAAAGAAUUCAAAUAAUGGAACUAUCAGAUACAGUAUAUAAAAUAAAUACAUAUGAAAUGCUUAAAGAAAUAAAAGAUGGUAACACAAAACGAGUGGUCAAGAAGAGAUGAUCAAAACCUGCUGCACAGAUUAGAAACAGAAUAAAAUAAAAUGUUAGAAAUUAAAAAUAAAAUUGUUGAAGAAAAGAAAAAAAUGAUGGCUAAACCAGCAGAUUAGAUACAGCUAAAAAGAUCAUAAUAAACUGGUGUGGUAAAUCUGACAAAAUUACACAGAAUGUAGCACAGAAAGAAAAGGAGAUGGAAAAUACAAAUAAAUUUUAAGAAAGAGGGAGCAGGGACUGAAAAAAUAAUUUUUUUCUGUAAAAAAUCCAGAUAAUAAAUAUUUUAGUCAUUGUGGCCAUAAGGUCUCUGUCAAAACUAUAUACUUAACUCUGCCCCUGUAGUGUGAAAGCAGCCAUAACCACUCAGCAAAUAAAUGAGCGUGUCUGUGUUCCAAUAAAAAUUAUGGAUGCUAAAAUUUGUUUUUCAUGUAAUUUUCACUUGUCAUGAAAUAAUAUUCUUCUUUUGACUUUCCCCAACCAUUUUAAGAGUAAAAAUUGUUCUUUAGCUCACAGGUGGUACAAAAAGAGGUGGUGAGCAGUUUCUGGUCCAACAUGUGGAGGGUGGAAGCUGUCACGCCUGUCCUCACAACAAAGAAAAAAGCUGAACAAUCUGAAAAUCAACAACUCUCCUUAGAUCUAUGAGAGAAUUGAGGUCCAGGACAAACUACCACCCUGAAAACUGGAGAAACGGCAAAUCCAGAGAACCAGAGCUACCCAGAGCAGAAACGGCCACUGGAACCAGCAACUGCUUCUAUCGUAUCAUCUUUGCUUUCCCUUACUUCUUUCCUCCCUCGGGCCCGCUGUUUGUCAGGCCAUCACAAUCAGUGUGAACUUGACUUCGAUGCACCUGCCCAGCAUUGACCUCCUACCCCUAAGCCCAAAUCCCCUCCUGCCACCUAGGGCUUGUAUUUGGCAUCUUAGACCUUACUAUUCCAAUUCUGGCUAUCACAGCAUGCAUUAGUGGAAGAGCAGAGACAAUCAAACAAUAUUGUAUUCAUUAUUUUCUGGAAAUAACCAUUCAACUCAGUUUACAAUCUUCUUUGGGCCUCUCCUCUUUUCUUUUUUCCCCAUUUAUUGUACUUUGGGGGAAAUGCUACAUAAUCUAUACAUACUCUUUUCAUCCUUUGUUUAGCUUUUUUUGUUUUUUUGCUUUCAAAAGAGAUUUUUAUUUAUUAUCAACAUUUGGCUUGAUACAUGAAGGUCUAGAAGAAACCAAAAGUUAUUUUUGACUUUUCAUUUCAGUGAUUACCUUUCAAAAAUCAGAAACCCUACUAUAAUUGAGUAAAGCCUUAAAGCAGGUUAAGAUACAGGUGUGUGGAUUUCUUCACUAAGGUCUCACGUUUCCUCCCAAGCAGUCAACCAAUAUUCAUCAUUAAGCCCCAAUUCCCUAGCCAUCUCUCACAUGUUCAAUGUGGCCCCUUAUACACACAAGUCCAGUGCAACCAAUCCACACAUAACACACACACCAAGUCUCCAAGUCAGCCACAAUGCACAACACCCUCUCAACAUUCAUCUCGUUGCUAAUCAAGGGCCAUUCUUCUUAACACUGCCUACUAUCUCUUUUUCCAUUUCUCCCACAAUACUCACUGCUCAAAACAACAAAAGAAACAAGUUACUUUUCCCUAACCUCAGACGAAACAGCUUCUUUAACUCUAUUCCAUCCUAGCCCUCGCCCCCGCUUAUCCUGUACCCUGCCUUUAUUAUUCAGAAAGCACAGGGCCUCGUAAAAUCUCACUCACCUCAUGCUAUACGUACCAGCACCAGCUACUGAUGAACCCAGGGCAGAAGAGCAUCAAAGUCCUGCACCGGCCGUAUUCAGUCACCUCAUUCACCAGAGUCAGCUGCAGAGCCCAGGCCAUCCUGGCUCCUUCCAUACCCCCCGAGACAGCGUUUCUUGUACAAAGGCAAGUACUGUGAUUCUACCCAAUGGGACCAAGACUAGAAAACUGUAAACCAAGAUCUCCCACGCAGUACCCACCAGCCAGCCACCCCGAGGCCGACCCUCACUGCCUGCACCCUUGGGUCCUUGCUCUUGGCUGCCCUGACUUCCAAAAUCCGUCUCCCCAGUUCUCCGCAGCCGCGCGACGCCCCUUUGGCUUAAGUCUUCCCGACCGCCCGGAAGCCCUCCGGGCUCCCCGCAUAUCCCACUCGCUGGGCUCCCCGCUUGACAUCGUGGUGGUCACUCGCUGCUUUCCAAACAGACCAGGGAAGCGACCCGCCGCCUACGCGGCGCUCCCAGGCCGCUUUCGCACCUUUCCCUGCCCCCUUCUGCUGGAAGCACCCUCCCUCCCGGGUCCGUUCUCCUGCUCCCCUCCAGGCCUUGCUUCCGGUCAUCCCAAGAUCACUUCCGGUCGCCCUUUCUCAACCCCGCGGCUCUUAAGUGAAAUCCAGGUUUCCGCUGAGCUGACUCCCCGCCCUUUGCAGCGCCCCACGGCCUGGGAACAAGGAUGGGGAAAGUUCAGCUCUGGCUUGAAACCCAGACUCGCCAGGCUCCUUCAAUGCCCCAGCUGUUUAGCUUCAAAAAAUUACAAAGGUAUUCUCUUCCUGGUGAAAUCACCAGUUUUGUCUUCUUAUAUUUCUUUUGGCGAUUAUUUGACAUAACUGAAAUAGAUAGUACUAACGCUAUGUCAUUUAUGAAAGCUUCUGUUUUAGGAUGACUGUUUGUCUUACCAGGGCAAGAAGGUAACAUGACAAUAGAAAAGGAAAUGGAGACCACUCUGGCCUCUUCCCUCUUCUAAGUGGUCUGUACCACUUAGAGCUGCCAUGCUCAGGACUGCUUGAGGGAUACUGAAUGAACAUCACAUAGAAAGCCUCAACUCUUGGGACUUCCCUGGCGGUCCA
Delphinapterus leucas (beluga whale) is the source of this 4024-nucleotide messenger RNA. Lineage: Eukaryota; Metazoa; Chordata; Mammalia; Artiodactyla; Monodontidae. The record is from RefSeq and is a predicted model, not a curated record.